AUGCUUUCGCACGCCGACCUCCUGGAUGCUCGCCUCGGUGAGUUAUCGUCGCCAAACUCCGGUCUUCAACUCUACUGGAUGAAGGAUGCCGCGGCAGAGCUGCUGGGUCACAGGGAGGCUCUGAAGUGCAGGCUAGGUGGUGGAGUUGGACCUGACCCCGGCCACUCCGGCGAGCUAGCCCCGGGGCCAGACACCGUGGAGGGGACCACCAUGCUCCCUGGAGACGAUAUCAACAAUGGUGGAUCCAACCCUUCCGGCGUGCAGGCCAACAGUAAAGAGCAACAGGACAAGCAGCAGCAGAAUAACUCCAGCCAAUCCGGAGGAAGUCAGAGUCAGAAACAGAAGCGACACCGGACCCGAUUCACUCCAGCCCAACUUAACGAACUGGAGCGCAGCUUCGCCAAAACGCACUACCCAGAUAUCUUCAUGAGGGAGGAACUGGCCCUACGGAUCGGCCUAACGGAAUCUCGCGUUCAGGUUUGGUUCCAGAACCGACGCGCCAAGUGGAAGAAGCGCAAGAAGACCACCAACGUUUUCCGCGCUCCGGGAACGCUGCUGCCCACCCACCACGGCCUGCACAGUCAGUUCAACUCUGCUGCUGCCGCCGCCGCGGCCAUGGGCGACAGCCUGUGCUCCUUCCACGCCAACGACACCCGCUGGGCCACGGCAGGGAUGCCAGGCGUCUCUCAGCUGCAGCUCCCUCCAGCCCUGGGUCGCCAGCACCAGCAUGCCAUGGCGCAGUCCCUGUCCCAGUGCAGCCUGUCCGGCCCGCCGCCCAACUCCAUGGGGCUAUCCAACAUGUCGUCGAACGGAUCCGGACUCCAGUCUCACCUCUACCAGAACCCAUUCCCCGGGAUGGUCCCGGCCUCCCUGUCCGGUCCCACCAACGUGACGAGCUCUCCCCAGCUGUGUAGCUCCCCGGAAAAUGACGUCUGGAGAGGGACGAGCAUCGCCUCCCUGCGGCGAAAAGCGCUGGAGCACACAGUAUCCAUGAGUUUUACUUAGUAGUAGGCCAACCACCACCAAGCCAAGC
Molecule: messenger RNA, 1033 nt
Organism: Oncorhynchus nerka (sockeye salmon)
Lineage: Eukaryota; Metazoa; Chordata; Actinopteri; Salmoniformes; Salmonidae
Product: homeobox protein orthopedia B-like
Exons: 3
Coding region: 1-1005 (334 amino acids)
Biological process (GO): regulation of DNA-templated transcription; neuron differentiation
Molecular function (GO): DNA binding; DNA-binding transcription factor activity, RNA polymerase II-specific
Source: RefSeq, a predicted model, not a curated record